AUGAUGAUGAUGGAAAAUGAAAUGAAAUCAUCACCAUCGCUUGAAACGUAUUCUUUGUACAUGCAAACAGGUUUCUCAAUGCAACCAACAUCGACUUCAUCAGUACCACCAGAAGAAAUUGACCCUGAUUCACCAGGAUCGCCGAGUUCUAGAGAAAAAAAAGCUGACGAUCGAGUUAAAAGACCAAUGAAUGCAUUUAUGGUUUGGUCAAGAGGUCAACGACGAAAAAUGGCACAAGAGAAUCCGAAAAUGCAUAAUUCAGAGAUUUCAAAGCGACUUGGACUUGAAUGGAAACAGUUGAAUGAAGCUGACAAACGGCCUUUUAUUGAUGAAGCAAAACGAUUGAGGGCGAUUCAUAUGAAGGAACAUCCCGAUUAUAAGUAUCGUCCAAGGCGAAAAACAAAAAAUAUGCCGAAAAAGAAUGGUUUGACAAUGCCUACAGCAUUUUUAGAUCCAAUAAAACAGAGUAUUUAUAAUCCAGUGCCUACUUGGCAACAGCCUAUUACAUCUGUAGCUGCGCCACCGUAUUUCGACUCAUAUAAUUUGUAUGCACGGCCUGGUUAUGAAAACAUGAUUGGAAUGCAGUAUUCUUUAGGAGCCACUGCAUCCCCCAGCCAAUAUGCUCAAUCACCGGCAUCAUUAGCUGUAGCUGCUGCUCAGUACCAACAGGUACAGCAACAACAGCAACAACACCAACAACAACAGCAACAACAUUAUGGCAGUAGCAGUGUGAUUCUACCUAUUAAACCUGAAGUAGAAAAUCCAGCUUCAACUGGUUCUCCAGAUACACCUUCUAUAAGUGAUGCGCCGUCUCUUACUCAAUUUCGUGCCUUUUACGAACCACCAAAGGAACCAAUGAAUAUGUAUUUACCACAAAAUCAAGACCCUCGAUUACAAUAUCCGUCAUUGAAUGGUGUGGAUUCGCACAUGAACAUACCUUUACAGCAUAUGCCAACAAUGUGA
Dracunculus medinensis (Guinea worm) is the source of this 963-nucleotide messenger RNA. The record is from the annotation of a GenBank genome assembly. NCBI's taxonomy places the organism in Eukaryota, Metazoa, Nematoda, Chromadorea, Rhabditida, Dracunculidae.